Messenger RNA from Salvelinus namaycush (lake trout), 1644 nucleotides. Its product is annotated as platelet glycoprotein Ib alpha chain-like. The transcript has 6 exons. Gene Ontology annotation, molecular function: protein binding. The record is from RefSeq and is a predicted model, not a curated record. Gene Ontology annotation, cellular component: plasma membrane. NCBI's taxonomy places the organism in Eukaryota, Metazoa, Chordata, Actinopteri, Salmoniformes, Salmonidae. The coding region runs from base 127 to 1644 and encodes 505 amino acids.
CGCAGCACACACACACACGCAGGCAGUUGGGUAUAUCUUCAGCCGGCUAUAGUGUUAGUGUCAAACUCUGUACCAGCUGCAGAUUGAAGACUAAGGAGGAGCAACACGGUUUUUCAGCCCGUCAACAUGGCACUCGUCUUCCUCCUCCUCUUCCUCCCCCUCUCUCACCGCUCCAAUGCCAUGACUGGUUGCCAUAGUGACCGUGACAAGGACCACCGCCCCCGGGUCAACUGCACGGCAACCAACCUUAGUGAAGUCCCCGCCAGCAUCGACACAACAACCAAGGUGCUGAUCUUCACCCAGAACCAGUUCUCCAGUCUAACCUGGUCCUCCUAUAGUCACUUCCCAGAGCUCUAUGAGAUAGAUCUGAGCCACAACGCAGUUCCAGAGGUUCCCCUGUCCCCCGGCCCGGUUCUCCCCACCCUGGGGGUUCUACGCCUGGUAGGGAACCGCAUUAGAACCCUGCCCCCUCACUCCUUCAGAGCCACGCCGGGCCUGCUAGAACUCUAUCUGGACCAGAAUGUCCUGGAGACACUAGACGACCUGUCCUUCUCUGGGCUCAGGCUGCUACAGAUCCUGGAACUUUCUCAGAACCGUAUCUCUGUUCUGCCCCCUCUGAUGUUUCACUCCCUCCCGGCCAUCGAAACCCUGGUUCUAGAGCAGAACCGCAUCAAAACCAUGCCUGACCAGUGGUUCUCUGCCAAACCUGACGUUCCCUACACCUACCUGUCGCAGAACCCCUGGGCCUGCUUCUGUAAGGUGGGUUACCUGAAGAAGCACCUGGAUGAUCAGGGCUUCAACGUGUACACGAGGGAUGGAAUACUCAUCACCCCGGACGAAGAGAGUGUUACCUGUGCCACGCCUCCCUCCCUGGCCGGCCGACCAAUCGUGGGGCUGGAGGAUGAGGAGUACUGCUCACCUGUUGCUAAACCCGAUGGCCCCCCUGGAGACUCUGAACCUCAACUUACCCCUACACUACCCCCCACCACCACUACUACCAGAACUACCACCACAGGAGCCACAACCACAGUUCCUACUACCUUCCCCACCACUACUACUCCUACUACCACUACUACUCCUACUACCACUACUACUGCUACUACUACUGUGGUACCCACUACUUCUACUCCUGCUACUACUACUACUGCUACUACUACUGGUGUACCCACUACUCCUGCUACCACUACUACUACUGUGGUACCCACUACUACCACCACAGCUACCCUGAAACCCACCACCCCUCCUCUACACCCUACCGACCCCACCCACCUGCCCCUCCUGGUGAAUGAGUCAGUCACAUGGUCUUGGUGGGAGAUAGUGACCAUCCUGGUGGAGUGGGAGGAGAGCAGGGCGGGGACAGAGGAGGGGAGGGUUGGGGGAGGGAACAGCUGGGAGCAUCAUGAGCCCCAACUCAACCCCCUAGAACCCCAACUCAACCCCCUAGAACCCCAACUCAGCCACCUAGGACCCCAACUCAACCCCCACCACCUAGAACCCCAACUCAGCCACCUAGAACCCCAACUCAGCCACCUAGGACCCCAACUCAACCCCCACCACCUAGAACCCCAACUCAGCCACCUAGGACCCCAACUCAGCCACCUAGGACCCCAACUCAACCCCCACCACCUAGAUCCCAGACCCUGA